Mercurialis annua (annual mercury) is the source of this 897-nucleotide messenger RNA. RefSeq lists its product as uncharacterized. Bases 1 to 897 code for a protein of 298 amino acids. NCBI's taxonomy places the organism in Eukaryota, Viridiplantae, Streptophyta, Magnoliopsida, Malpighiales, Euphorbiaceae. Gene Ontology annotation, molecular function: nucleic acid binding; RNA-DNA hybrid ribonuclease activity. The transcript has a single exon. The record is from RefSeq and is a predicted model, not a curated record.
AUGAAUAUUGAUUGUUGCUGUCAGAAUUGUGGGGUGGAUGCUGAAAGUGAUUUGCACGUUUUCUGGUUUUGUAAAUGUGCUUCACAGGUCUGGAGACUGUGGAGUGUAUCAGGCCUUUGCAAACCUGAAAGGAAUUGGAGGAUACAGGAUUUUAUUAGUUAUGCUUUUAACAAAUUGCAGAAGCAGGAGUUCAUCAUGUUUAGUGUCCUUCUUUGGCUAAUUUGGAAUAACAGAAAUUGCAGUCUGUUUGGUGGUUCUGUCAAGCCAGCAGGGAAAGUUGUGGAGUGGGCUCAGGUCUAUAUUGAAGAUUUUAGCAACAAUCAGCAGGCUCAUAGUGUUACAAAUCAAACAGCAGAUCAUAUGCGGAAAAGGAAAGCAAGGAAAGCAGAGGAUAGUCGAUGGAUACCUCCAAGGAAUGGUACUUUCAAGAUUAAUGUUGAUGCAGGAUUUGAUUCUGUCAAUGAUUGUUUUGGUACAGGUGCGGUUAUCAGAGAUAGCAAUGGCUUGGGGAUUCUGGCAGGUCAUUGCAAAUACAGGGGAAGUCCAGAGGUGAGUACUGGUGAAGCUAUUGCUAUAAGGGAUGGAAUUGUGCUGGCCAUGAAGGAAUGUUUAACUCCUUUCGAAAUCUCUUCUGAUUCGAAAGUAGUAGUGGAAGCCUUCAAGAACAACAAAUUGCCUGCUAAUGACAUUGGCCUUAUUAUUCAAGAUUGUAGAGUGUUAUGUAAUAAUGUCAGUAUGUUAGGCAUUGAUUACGCUAAUAGAAGUACUAAUAAGGUAGCUCAUUGUUUAGCUCGUAAAAGUCUUAUUAGUAAGAACUUUUCAGAAUAUUGGAAGGGUUGUAUCCCUACUGAUGUAACUCAUCUUGCUGUGGCUGACAUCUCAGCUCUUUUGAAUUAA